AUACAUAUAUAUCAUAGAAAAACCAAACCUUCAUCUUCAUUUUUCUUCAUCCUAAAUACAGUAUAUAUACAAACACUCUCUCUAUUGAUCAUUUAUAGAUUAUAGCUAUGAGUAAUUUUAAUGAUGAUAGAAACCAUGAUGAUGAACAUAAUUAUUAUCCAUUUGGAAAUAUCUAUCGUGGAUCAAGUCAGAGCAAUUUCAACAAAAAAAUCUUGUUAACAGCCAUAGUUUCUUUAAUACUUGUAUUAAUUUUGGUCUUUGCUCUUCAUCUCUACGCAAGAUAUGUUCUCAAACGCCAAGCUCGUCGGAGAGCCGCCAUUCAUCAACUCAGCCUCACCGUCGCUCAAGCUCAUACACAAUUCACCGAACCAGCUAGCACUGGACUCGACCAAACCCUCAUCGCUACUCUUCCAACUUUCCUCUUCAAAGGUAAACAACAAGACAAAAAACAAAACAAUGAUGUUUUGAAUGUUGUUGAAUGUGCAGUGUGUUUGAGUGUUGUAGAGGAUGAAGAAAUGAUGAGGUUGCUUCCAAAUUGUAAGCAUAGUUUCCACGUGGGUUGCAUCGAUAAGUGGUUAGCUUCACAUUCCACGUGUCCAAUUUGUCGAACCAAGGUUGAACCGCGGCUAGAACCAGAGGCACGUGAGGGUCCCACUUUGUUCGAACCACCAUUAGAAGGUACAUCGGAUGGUGAUGGUGGUGUUAGUGGGUCCCCAAAAAAUAUUUCACGGUUGAGCUCUUUUCGAAGGAUUCUUACUAGAGAUAGAUCUUCGAGACGAAUCCAACCUUCUAGUACUCCACGUGAUGAUGUUAUUAUUGAUCGUGAUUUAGAAAGGCAAUAAUUUUUAUUAUUCAAGAAAGUUUAGAUUAGGAGAUACAUGUUCAUGUAAGGUUAGAGAGAACUAUUUAAUUCAUGGAUGAUUUGCAUAUAAUCUAUCAACUAUGAAAUUUCAGACUUCUUCAGUUCAAGUCAAAGUAAGUGCGAACGAAAAUUCAAGCAUUCGUGUCAACUGCAGAUGGUAUGAUGAGGGUUUGAUUAUAUAUUGUUGUUAUUAUGAUGUGGUAUUACAUAUAUGGUUUAACCUUCAUUGGCAUUGAAUAGUAGAAAGGGGUGAAAAAAUGAUGAUGUAAUAUUUUUGAAUAUUUUUUUGUAUAUGUUAUUUUAGUCAAAGUAUGAGCGGUUUUGGUGUUGAAUUUCAAUUAUCGUAUGUUAUUAUAUUUAUUUUUUGGAAAGGAUUUGGUGUUUGGUAACGUGGGUUAACGUAAUAUAAUGACUGCUAGUAUAUAAUAUGGGCAUGUUAGGUGCUUGCUCCAUGUGAUGUGAGCUUAGCAAAUUAAAUGUCUUAAUUAAGUGAACAUUUUUAUUUUAAAUUUUAAAUUUGUGGUGGUUUUGUUUUGUUUUAUUGGGGGUGUGAACGAAUUUGGUGAGGGAAACCAAGAAUCAUGAUCCCUAUAAUUGGGAUUUGUGUUGAGGGAAAUAAAUAUGUAUUAAGUUAGCAAAGGAGCAGAUAGAACCUUUGAACUCUGAUUGAUGAUAGAUUUGUUUUAUCAAACUAGUAGUAGAAUUUUUGGUAUCUAGUUUAUUGGUCCCUCUAAUUGAAUCCAUAAAAGUGGUUUAUUGUUGGCCCACAUUUGAAUAAAGAGCAGAGAAAGGGUGGGUCUUGUGGAAGUAGGUCAUGUAGGGUAAUGGAGUAGGGUUGGUGUGAAUCCGCAUAUAUGGUGGCCGGAGCAAGGUUGAAGGGUCGAUGCGAGGAGCCCUUGCAUACUACCACGAACACGGAAUUUAGUGGUAGUCAAAUUUGUAUUUAGUGGCGAUUAAAAGUGAUGGUUGAAAAACAAUGUAGAAAUUGAUGCUAUUAUAAAUUUUAGUGAUGAUUUUCAUCUAACUACCAAAAUAACCGUCACAAUGUUGAUUGUUGUAUGAAACAUUGUUUACUCCAAUGUUUAUCGUUGGUCAAUGGCAACCGUUGUUAUCCAACCGUCUCUAAAUUGCGCUUAUUUGUAAUGGCACAAAUAGCAUUAU
Trifolium pratense (red clover) is the source of this 2023-nucleotide messenger RNA. Its product is annotated as RING-H2 finger protein ATL40-like. The transcript has a single exon. Lineage: Eukaryota; Viridiplantae; Streptophyta; Magnoliopsida; Fabales; Fabaceae. The coding region runs from base 108 to 842 and encodes 244 amino acids. The record is from RefSeq and is a predicted model, not a curated record.